Molecule: messenger RNA, 976 nt
Organism: Andrographis paniculata
Lineage: Eukaryota; Viridiplantae; Streptophyta; Magnoliopsida; Lamiales; Acanthaceae
Exons: 5
Coding region: 218-832 (204 amino acids)
Source: RefSeq, a predicted model, not a curated record
UCGGGAAAGGAGCAGAAUCACCGGCCCUCCGAUUCCAAGAGUCGAGAUUUCCGAGAGCGUUGCAGAACUCUUGGGUCAUGGUAGGAAAGCUUCCGCUGCUUAUCCAACUAAUUUCUCUCGCAAUGGAAUUGUGUGUUUGCAGUGCGGCAAUGCAGGAUUCACCAAUGCCUUGGUAUACUGUGUCCGAUGUCUGAAAUAUGCUGUGCAUCGAUAUUGUAUGGAAACAAUUACCUUUAUCGAAUAUGUUGAUUGGUUGUGCGAUGACUGUGUUGAAUUAGUGCCGAAACCAUUGAAAGUCGUAGAAGAUGAGUUCGUCUACGAGAACAGCAAAGAGGAAUCAUUCAAUACUUUGGAUGAAAUCAAAGGAUGCUCGGAAGAGGAGGAUUUAUUAGAUGACAUUCCCCUGCUGGAAUUUCUUAAGAAGAAACAAAAGCGCCGUGAAUCACAGUUCCCAAAGAAGAAAUCUAAGAAGAAGAAGAUUCGAACGCUUGAUGAUAUAUCAUCCAGGCUGCCUCAAGAGGAUUGUACAAAACUAGAUGCCGGCAAGCAUGCCACUUCCAUUAGAGUAAAAGCUAAGUGUGCCUCCGAGAAACAGGAUGAUUUGGACAAUGAUCAUGGCAAGACAGAUGAUCCUAUUGUAUCAUCUAGUUCACCUUCAAAAAGUUCAAUCAAGAAGAGAAUUGUUUCAUCACAUGUUCCGAUUGCAGAGGAACAGACGCCUGGAAUCAAUGCUGCCCAACCUCUCCAAGUGCCAGAAGAUGGAGAUUCAACAUGGAAGACAAGAAUGUUGAUCAUGCCAACAAUCAAAUCGACAAGAAAGAGACACCGAUAGGGCGAUUUGGAGGUAGGGAAAGCUAUAGGCAGUGCUUUUUUGCAGAAAAAUGUAUUAACCAUUCCUAAUCUUGCCAUGAUCAUCUGUACUUUGAACAACAGGUGCCGUUUUAUACAUACAUAUAUAUAUAAAAUUAAAGAAUAG